This is a messenger RNA of Opisthorchis viverrini, 180 nucleotides long. RefSeq lists its product as hypothetical. The transcript has 2 exons. The record is from RefSeq and is a predicted model, not a curated record. The coding region runs from base 1 to 180 and encodes 59 amino acids. NCBI's taxonomy places the organism in Eukaryota, Metazoa, Platyhelminthes, Trematoda, Opisthorchiida, Opisthorchiidae.
AUGCCACCCAAAGGUUGGACGAAGGCCAGGAUACUGUCAGGUUGCCCAAGCCUAGACAGGGGUAGUCGAGAGGCAGAGGUCGGGUUCGAACCACGGACCUUCAGAAGGGCUGAUUCAAACCAAUCAGAGCAGGACAAAUUGCACCUGGGUGGGAGGCUAUUUGGAUACCUGUAUAAGUAG